AUGAGGGAAAAUAUGGAUGCAGUUAUUGCACAAUUGGCUAGUCCCGUGGGGUCUGUAGCUGAAAGUGCUACUGGUGCAGUUAGUAGAAAUUUUUUGAAAAAUUGUAUGACUACUGUAACGCCAUCUGAAUGGAUUUCUUUGAAAGCCGUGGCUACAACUCUUACAAUUUUAGUUCCCUUAAUUUUGGUAGUAACUUUCAAUGAGGAUGCUAGAUCGGUCGUUUUGUUCUGCUGGGCUUGUUUUAUCAAACCGCUGCAUGCUAAAUCUUCUCAUAGUGCUGAUAGUCAGCAAAAGAAUUUAGAGACUUUUUACAAAACUCAGGCAAAGAUUUAUGACAAGACCCGUGAAGUCUUACUAAAAGGGAGAUUCGAUGCUUUGCAAUUAGCGCAAUCGCAUUUGCCCAAUGAUCGCGAAGGUUUGAUUUGGAUCGACAUUGGUGGUGGAACUGGCUUGAACAUUGAAAAGAUGUCACAAAUAUGCUCGUUGACCGAAACUUUCCAAGCUAUUUACCUAGUGGACUUGUCUCCGUCGCUAUGUGGAGUUGCUCGUGAGAGGGCUGAGCGUUUGGGCUGGACCAAUGUGCAUAUUAUGUGUGCUGACGCUUGUGACUUUGAGAUUCCUCAACAUGAAAGUGCCGACUUAAUCACUUUUUCUUACUCUCUGUCUAUGAUGCCACCAUAUCAUGCAGUUAUCGACCAUGCCUACGAAUUAUUGAACGAACAACAUGGUGUCGUUUGUUCUGUGGAUUUUGGUGUGCAGUCCUCUGCGCAUGCCACCGGAAGAGUUAAUAAUAUCGGUGGGUUGGUCAAUUACCACAUUCCAUGGAUUUAUAGAACUUUCUGGAGAAUCUGGUUUGAAUGUGAUAAAGUUUAUUUGGAUCCUUCCAGAAGAGAAUAUCUGGAAUACAGAUUCGGGACUUUGAAAUCCAUUAACUUGCGUAACAAGACCUUGGGUAACAUUCCAUACUAUAUCUGGUUGGGUGUUAAUAAGGAUGAAGACCACAUGUUGAGUCACAGAUUCAAAGUCUUAGCUGCUAAGUCACCUUAUUUGGCUCCCGUCAACGAAACCUCUAACAACGCACACUAUCCAGCAAAUAAAGAAUUGGAAGUGGCUGCAACUAAUACCAGAAAGGGUUUGCCAUUUCCAUCGUUGUUCUACCAAAGAGAAAUUUGGAGAGCUUAUUAUGAUGAGUUGAGUCCUUACUAUGAACAAUUCAAAAACCAAUACAUCUACGCGUUCACCUGGGAAGACCCUAGGGAAGAUGCCAAGAUCCUAAACUUGACCAAAGAUGAUACUGUUCUGGCCAUCACCAGUGCAUGCGAUAACAUUCUGGCUUACGCUGCCUUACCAACUCCACCAAAGAGAAUCCAUGGUGUUGACCUGAACCCAUUCCAAGGUCAUCUGGCAGAAUUAAAAUUGGCAGCAUCUCGUUGUCUAUCAUAUGAGGAAAUAUGGGCUUUAUUCGGGGAAGGUAAACAUCCAGACUUCAAACAAUUAUUACUGUGCAAAUUGGCACCUCAUUUAUCUUCCAACGCAUUCCAAUACUGGAUGAACGAGGGACCAAAAACUUUUGACCCAAGCGGUUAUGGUCUUUACGAUACUGGUUUUUCGAGGUGGGCUCUAAGACUCGCCAGAUAUAUCUUUAAAGCAUUUGGUCUAACUGGUAAGGUUGAAGAAUUAUGCAAAGCAAGAACCAUCCGUGAACAACAACAGAUCUGGAACAAAUACAUCAGACCUGCCCUUUUCAACCCUAUUGUCGGUAAACUGCUAGUCGGUAACCCAAUCUUCUUAUGGAAAGCUUUAGGCGUGCCAAGUAACCAGGCCGAAAUGAUGGGUAGCUCCACGAUGCAAUAUAUCAUCGAUACCAUGGAUCCGUUGUUAAGCAGAUCCCUGAUCUCCACCGACAACUAUUUUUAUUACUUGACGCUGAACGGUAGAUACGCCAAGGACAACUGUCCUGUUUAUCUGAGGAAGAAGAACCACGAAAUUUUUGCUAGCAAGACAGACUCGCCUUUGGAUAGAAUCAGAUUACACACCGAUACUCUGAACAACGUCUUGAGUCGUUUAGCAAAGAAAUCUUUGACUGUCGCAGUUAUCAUGGAUCAUAUGGAUUGGUUCGACCCCAAUGGUGUUGAUGCUAUGCACGAAAUUUCGUCUCUACACAAUGCUCUCGAAAUCAACGGCAGAGUGCUACUGAGAUCUGCAGCAAAACAACCAUGGUACAUUAAAAAUUUCGAAGAGAUGGGUUUCUCUUGUGAACCAGCUGCCAUUAGACAUUCUGGCACCAGUAUUGACAGAGUCAAUAUGUACGCUUCCACAUGGGUUUGCAGAAAAACUGCUGAUGAAAAUGCCAGGCGUAGAAUGAGUUCACUAGAUCUCUCCAAGUAA
Molecule: messenger RNA, 2388 nt
Organism: Torulaspora delbrueckii
Lineage: Eukaryota; Fungi; Ascomycota; Saccharomycetes; Saccharomycetales; Saccharomycetaceae
Product: class I SAM-dependent methyltransferase
Exons: 1
Coding region: 1-2388 (795 amino acids)
Source: RefSeq, a predicted model, not a curated record